GCCAUCAUUUGCAACACAUCUUCUGGAACUCUCGUGAAUACAGUGCACAUGGUCGCCUGCGAAGGACAAAUCUAAGCAUGUCGGUUUCGCAACCCCCCGCACCACCAGUCGGUCCCAAUCCCACCGCGGACUCGAUUGCGGCCGUCCCCUCUGCGACGACAACGCAAGCUCCCGCGAAGCAGACAGACACCAAUGUUGCUUCCAUUCCAGCAAAGCCGUGGCAAUCCUCAAUGCAGCAUGGUUCUCACAACAGCCCUACUGGCCCGGCUUUUCAUCAGUUCUCUGCGUCGACGGAGGAGAUUAUCAAGCGCGUGAGCGCCAACGCCUCAGCCCGCGCUGGGACACCGGGAUAUCAAGCAGCGAGAGAACAGGUGCUGCAGAAGAUAGUCACCAGCGACAAAUUCCCAACGCCGUCGCCAAUUUCAGGUGCCAGCAAGCGAGGAAGAGGAGGCGCAAAGAGUGGUACUCCUACUGGAUUCAAGAGCGAUGUUGGCGCAAGCAGCGCUACACCCCAACCAAUGUCAACACCCGUAUCGGGAAGAGGAAGGGGCGGCGGCAGAGGAAGAGGCAGAGGGGGUGGCAGAGGUGGAAAGCGAAAGCGGGCAGAUAGUGACGACAGCGAGAACGACUCCGAUAUCUCAUCUUCAUACACGCCACUACCUACGCAGACUAAGUCUGGGCGCAAUGUGAAUAAACCGACCCAGUUCGUGCCCACAUUGCCAUCCCCCUCAACUGGAACAAAACGGCGGCGCCCGAACAAGAAGAGCGCUGAAGCCGCACUUUGUAAAGUAUGUCACCGUGGGACCAGUCCUACUAACAACAUGAUUGUGUUCUGUGAUGGAUGCAACACCGCCUAUCAUCAGUAUUGUCACGACCCACCCAUCGAGAUGGAAGUUGUCCAAAUAACCGAGAAGGAAUGGCUCUGUAGCCCCUGCACUCGGUCAAAGCAGAGUGCCGUUGAGGGAAUGGAUGGCCUCGUCGCGGGAGAAUAUUUGACUUUAGAGGAGAAACGUACGUACUUGAGAACGUUGACCCCAUCAGCUUUGGUCUCUCUUCUGUUACAUUCAAACAUAAUUCAUCCCACUCUCCCAAUAUUUGCUCCGGACGCCCGAUCUAUUAUCGAGAAUUCGACUCAAGCUCAAUCAAACGCGAUUCACACUGGCCUGAGCCCACAAGGGGUCAAUGGUCACCAGUCAACCAUAGGCAAAUCUCGCCCUACUGGUACUCCAGGCCUAUCGACAACAAAUGAAAAUUCUGACCUGGACCCAGCAGAGGCCCAGCUACAAGCAGAGAGUCAGCCCCUCGUAAGGGUUCCUGUUGCCCAGGAAGUCGAACCAGAGCCAUAUGACGGCUAUGACACAGACCCGCCAGCACACUAUCCCAAGGCUGGUAACGGUCUAGCGCGUACCAUGCGCCCAGAGAGCGAAGAUCUUCAAUGGCUCGUCGAUGACAAUUUCGAAGUCUUCAAUCACAACUGGAAGGGGGAGAAUGAGACUGGCGCUGCGAGUGGUGGUCUGCAGGCAUCGAACGGGGUCGAGGGGACUGGUGUUGCGCCGAGCGUGGGAGCAGGGGCAAAAGUUGCAAACAAUGGAUCUCAAUGAAGCUCUCGGAGCUCAUACAAGCUUGGGCCAUGGGACUUGGGAGCAGUCAUGGGUUUCAUAUGCGGCCCUUCCGCUGGUGUUUGGGGUCGGUUUUGGGGUGGAUCAUAAUGGUACUCACUUGGUGGUUUUUCCAUGGUUGUCUCUAAUUCAAUGAACAAGACACCGACUACUACUGUUAAUGGAGCAAGCUAUCAUAUGUCGCUUUGUUGAAACUUUCGAAUCUCCUGUGGGGUGUCUGUUGAGUUCAGCCGUCGGUUCCUACAGUCCCUUCCCAUAGAUAUCCGUACAUUUUCUUGCCACUGUCUAUAGAAACCGAGGGCAGCGGAUAGAAUAUCCCAAUCUGCAUACACCCUGAUGACGCUGUCUGGUCCCUUUGCUCUAGCUAUAUCAUUGGAUGCAGCAGAUUAAGGACUGGAUUUGCAGAUUGACCAAAUUGUCACAACUAUGCUUCGAACCAAU
Molecule: messenger RNA, 2060 nt
Organism: Mytilinidion resinicola
Lineage: Eukaryota; Fungi; Ascomycota; Dothideomycetes; Mytilinidiales; Mytilinidiaceae
Exons: 3
Coding region: 78-1601 (507 amino acids)
Biological process (GO): regulation of DNA-templated transcription; chromatin organization
Cellular component (GO): nucleus
Molecular function (GO): chromatin binding; DNA binding
Source: RefSeq, a predicted model, not a curated record